GAUGGAGCGGGGCUCCGCGCCGGAGGCCGAGCGCCUGCGGGCGCUGCUGCGGAGCAGCCGGGAGGCCAAGGCGGCCGCUUACUGCCCCUACAGCCGCUUCCCCGUGGGCGCCGCGCUCCUCACCGCCGACGGCCGCAUCUUCUCCGGUUGCAAUGUGGAAAACGCCUGCCUCAGCCUGGGGGUGUGUGCCGAGCGCACGGCCAUCCAGAAAGCCGUCUCCGAGGGCCACACCAGCUUCAAGGCCAUGGCCAUCGCCAGCGACCUCGCGGACGACUUCAUCGUGCCCUGCGGCGCCUGCAGGCAGGUCAUGCGCGAGUUCGGCAAGGACUGGGACGUGUAUCUCACCAAACCCGAUGGCACCUACAUCGUCAAGAGACUGGAGGAGCUUUUGCCGCUCUCCUUCGGCCCGGAGGACCUGAGGAAGCUGUGAUUUUUGGGGGGGGGAUGAAG
Molecule: messenger RNA, 450 nt
Organism: Rhea pennata
Lineage: Eukaryota; Metazoa; Chordata; Aves; Rheiformes; Rheidae
Gene: CDA
Product: cytidine deaminase
Exons: 4
Coding region: 2-430 (142 amino acids)
Cellular component (GO): cytosol
Molecular function (GO): zinc ion binding; cytidine deaminase activity
Source: RefSeq, a predicted model, not a curated record